UAAUUUUCAACAUGGUGUUGUCGAGCUCGCAUUGGAGCAACCAUAUGAGUUAAAAUUAGAGAAAGAGUAGGAAAAGAGUGUGAAAGAUAAGGGAUACUUUGCACUUUAAUCUGUUCAAAUUUGAUACUCUGUUGUAGAGGCUUUUUCUCUUUCUUCUGGCCUAUAGUAAUUGUCUUCUGCUAAACUUAAAAAGUGAUUCUUGUCUCUCUUCUUCUUGCUCUUUGUCUUUUCUUGCUUCCUUAAUUUCUUCUCCUAUAUAUAUAAUUGCAAUGUGUAUAUUUAGUUAUUUUACCAAAAAAUAAACAAUAUUAGAGACACCCACAAAGCUGGGAAACUGGAAUCUUGUUUCAGCAGGUCAAGUUUGAGGAGUGCUCAUUAUAAAGUUGCUAUCUUUUUAUGUUAUUUGGUUAAUUUACUGAUCAGAAAGAUUUUGAUUUUAUUUGGGUAACUCUGAAUAUAAUUCAGAAUUUGAAAAAAAGAGUGAUGCAAUGAGGGAUGAGUAUUCCAAGAAAAGCAAGCUGUCUUGGUCCAGAAAAUUGGUUAGGAAAUGGUUCAAUUUAAAGGGAAAAACUGUAGAAUUUCAAUCUGAUGAAUCUGUCUAUGGAGGAAGUUAUGAGUGGAGAAGAAGCAUAUCAGAGUGGGAACAUUGUGCUAUCAAGAAGACCAAAACAGAAAAAUCAACCAGGAGUAUGGAGCAUCUCCCACGGGGGAGUGUUAAUCUUGAUCACCCUAAGAUUAUAAAUGUACAAGACUAUAGACUCUUUGUCUCUACAUGGAAUGUGGGUGGAGAAUCACCACUGAGCAAUUUGAAUCUAGAUGAAUGGCUUCAUUCCUCACCCCCUGCAGAUAUUUAUGUGCUUGGAUUUCAGGAAAUAGUUCCUUUAAAUGCUGGUAAUAUUCUGGGAGCCAAAGACAAUGGCCCUGCCAAAAAGUGGAUCGCUUUGAUCGGGGAGACAUUAAACAACGGUCCUGGUACAAGUGCAGGUAAUGGUUGCUACACUUCUUCUCCUGUUCCAGAUCCAAUUGCCGAGUGGAAUGCUGACUUUGAGGGAUCAAAUAGAUACAAGGCAUCAUCCUUCUCUCAUCGUCGGUCAGUCCAGACACCUCAGUGCGGGAGCGUGGAAAAUGAUCCAUCAUUCUUGCAACUUCGUGUGGAUGGACGAUACAGUGUUUGUGAUGGAGUAAUUUUUGGACAUAGGUCUAGUGAUUUUGAUCCUAAUAGGGAGCAGAGGCCAAGUGACUAUUCCUAUCCUCACAGGCCAAGUGAUUUUUCAUCUUCUCGCAGACCAAGUGACUAUACCUCUUUUCACAGGCCAAGUGAUUAUUCAUCUGGUCAUAGGCUUAGCGACUAUUCCUGCGGACAAAGGCCAAGUGAUGUCUCCAGAUGGGGCUCGUCAGAUGAUGAAUAUGGACCUGGAGAUUCACCUACUGUUUCGUUUUCACCUGUAACAAAUGGAGGGUAUGCUCCUGCGGAAGAUGGUUAUAGAAUGCCCAGAAAUUCAACCUAUUGUGUAGCAGCAAGUAAACAAAUGGUUGGCAUUUUUCUCACCGUAUGGGUGCGGAGUGAUUUGAGGGAACAGGUUCGGAAUAUGAAAGUUUCAUGUGUUGGAAGAGGGUUGAUGGGGUACCUUAGAAAUAAGGGAUCUAUUUCAAUCAGUAUGCAGUUGCAUCAAACAAGCUUUUGCUUUGUCUGCACUCACUUAACCUCUGGUCAGAAAGAGGGUGAUGAGUUGCGCAGAAAUUCUGAUGUCAUGGAGAUCCUAAAGAAGACAAGAUUUCCGCAAGUUAGUGGCGUGGAUGAAGAGAAGUCACCAGAAACCAUUCUCGAGCAUGACCGGGUUAUUUGGCUUGGGGAUCUGAACUAUCGAAUUGCACUCUCAUAUCGCUCUGCAAAAGCACUCGUUGAGAUGCAAAGCUGGAGAGCAUUGUUUGGAAAUGACCAGCUGAGGAUAGAACAGAGACGUGGUCGAGUUUUUGUGGGAUGGAAAGAAGGAAAGAUAUAUUUCCCACCAACAUAUAAAUAUUCUAGGAAUUCAGAUAGGUAUUCUGUUGAUGACAUACAACCAAAGGAGAAGCGCCGAACGCCGGCAUGGUGUGAUCGUAUUUUGUGGCAUGGUGGGGGUCUUCAACAGUUGUCUUAUGUCCGUGGGGAAUCUAGAUUUUCGGAUCAUAGACCAGUUUUCAGUGUGUUUUUGGCCGAAGUUGAGUCAGUACACAGUAGAUCGAGGAAAAUGAGUUGUUCAAGCUCAAGAAUUGAGGUGGAGGAGCUCUUGCCCUACUCGCAUGGUUAUACCGAACUCUGCUUCUUCUGAAGUAGAAGUGAGGACAUAAAGCCUCAGUGUCCGGUGUGCUCCCUUUUUUGGUCUAGAUUCAGGCAGGCGUUGCUUUGGAAAAACUCAAUCACAAAGGGUGACUGGGAACCAUCCAUAUCCCACUAAUUGAAAAAGGUAAGGAAGUUGAUCAGAAGCUUACUGAAAGAAUGGAAAACCAAAGGCAUUGUAUUGGAAGAUGGAGAUCUCGACAAUCUCACAUAUGAUGAACUUCAAGGAAAUCUUAUGGCCUUUGAGUAAAAUCAUACCAAAAAAAAAAAAAAUACACCAAAGAAGAAAAUUGUAGCUUUUAAGGCUAUAACACACGAAAGUGAUGAAGAGGAUGAUGAGCAGAAAAAUAAGGUCAUUGCCAUGAUAAACAUAGGAGUCAAACACACCUUGAGGCAACGAAGACAGAAAUCACAUCAAAGCUUUAGAAACAACGAUACAUAAAAAAUGAUGAUCGUUAUUAUCAUUGUGGAGAAUCAAAUCGUAUCAAGUCUGACUGUCUUGAGCUAAAAAAGGAAGAAUUAUCGAAAAUAUAAUCACUCAAAAAAUUUGAAGUAUGGAGUGAUGAAGAACAAGGAAAAACUUCAAAUAUAUGUUUCGUGGAAAUAGGUGAAUCAAGUGAGGUAAGAUCUUUAAACUAUUUUUUAACUGUUUAGAUCUCCAAGACCCUUUUGAUUUAUUCAUCGAUGAUCUUCAAAUAUUAAUUGAUGACUAUAACAAAUUGACCAAAGAAAAGGACUGCCAAAUUCCUCUCGAGGCAAGUCAAAUCGAAGUGAUUUAUUGGAAGAAGAACUGAGUGAUAUUAGAAUGCAAUUUAACAGCAUCAAAAAAAAUAAUUAGCCCUCUCACACUGAUUCUUAUAAGAAAAACUCUCUUCAUAUCAAUUUUUUCAAAUGAAUUUUACUCCACUAAUCAAUCCUUUAAUUAGUAUAAGUCCAUGUGUUUCACUUAUGGUGGUUUGACAUCACCAAGAAAAUGGAUUUGAAAAUCCAAAAAAAUCAAGCCUGAGUGAAAGAAGUACUAACCACCAAGCUUGAAUAUCUAAAAGAAACUAAUAUUCUUGUCUUGCAGUCACACACCA
Molecule: messenger RNA, 3399 nt
Organism: Solanum dulcamara
Lineage: Eukaryota; Viridiplantae; Streptophyta; Magnoliopsida; Solanales; Solanaceae
Product: type IV inositol polyphosphate 5-phosphatase 7-like
Exons: 12
Coding region: 489-2312 (607 amino acids)
Biological process (GO): phosphatidylinositol dephosphorylation
Molecular function (GO): phosphatidylinositol-4,5-bisphosphate 5-phosphatase activity; phosphatidylinositol-3,4,5-trisphosphate 5-phosphatase activity; inositol-polyphosphate 5-phosphatase activity
Source: RefSeq, a predicted model, not a curated record